AAAUCUCCACUGCGGACUCCGAACAGCCACCGUUUGGUCCUCUUCUCCGUGCGGUUUGCGGUGGGAGCUGAACAUCGUCGUCCUCUUCUCCUAUCAGGGAAGGGCACUUUAUUACAUACAAAAAGCUUUUACUACAGCUGCCUCAAAGUUAGAGAAGAUUGGAUAUGGGAUAUGAUGGAAGGAGAUAUUAAGAUUUUGAAUGGAGAUGACACUCAAAACAAGAAAGAAAGUUCUCUGGUGAAGAUAAAAGUAUUGUUUUUCGCUAGAGCCCGUGAUCUCACUGGCCUGAGUGAGAUGCCAUUGGAGGUGUCAUUCGGAAGUACUACACAUGAUUGUUUGAAAAAGCUUUUUAUCAAGUUUCCAGGUUUGGAAGAAAUAAGAAGGUGCAUGGUUUUGGCUCUGAAUGAGGAGUAUACAACUGAGUCAGCCAUUGUUAAAGACACGGAUGAAUUGGCCAUAAUACCCCCAAUAAGUGGUGGCUAAACAACUUAUUGGAAACCUCUACUUUUGUACUCUAGCAAAUAUUCUGAAAAAAUUCUGAAUUUGAAUAAAUACUGAGAAGUCGAUAUCCUCAUCUAGUGUAAUUUUAUUGGUGUGUACAGUUAUCAAGUGGUGAACCUUUCUCAUCAUACAUAUGGAGAUUUCUGUCAAGUUUUUAGUCAAUGGCUCAAUCAUGCAGUUAAUUAAAAAAAUAAUUUUAACAAAAAGUUUCAACCUUUUGAGAACUUCCAACUCUGAAAUUACCUUGCCAGUAGAAUGAUUGUAAUUUGUAAACUUCAAUAAGUGUAAAUGUGUAAUGAUUGUAAUGUUAGAUUAAUUGUAAAUGAACACCAGAAGAAAAUGAAAAUUUUUCAUUUUUCA
Cajanus cajan (pigeon pea) is the source of this 861-nucleotide messenger RNA. Lineage: Eukaryota; Viridiplantae; Streptophyta; Magnoliopsida; Fabales; Fabaceae. The record is from RefSeq and is a predicted model, not a curated record.